AUUUUGCACCUCAAAACCAACCCAACCCCUCCAAAUCUUUCUCCUUUUUUCUCUCUCUUUUUUCUUGGUGUCUUUUUCUUCUUACCAUUGUAGUAAUACUUUCAGGGUAUUUCUUUUCAUUGGAUUCUUUUUUGACUAUUUUUCAAAAAUGACCAAAAAAAUUUCUUUUUUUUUUAUAAAGGGAGAUUCUUUGUAGACUCUCUUCAACAUGUUGUUUUUUCUUUUUGGGCUUUUCUAGUUCUGUUCUUUUCUUAUCAUAAUAUCAAAAUCUAUUUAGAACAAAACUAGAAAAAGCUCUUUUCUUUCUUUUUCAAGAACACUGUUUUUUUUUUUAAAAAAAAUUUCCUUGGCUGUUGGAGUUGCUGAAAGCAGCAGCAGCAAAAGAAUGGGUUUUGAUGAUAAAAAUGUAGAAAGCAAAGAUGGGGCAGGAGCAAAUUCUGAGGGUAAUAAAGGAAUUAUUGUUGGUGAUUCUGACCCUGAGAUUGAGAAUGAAAGUGUUGGGAAUAAUAAUGAUAAUAGAGUUAGUAGGCAAAUGAGUGAAAGUUCAAUUUAUACAACUGAUCAAGAAGAGGAUGAUGAUGAAACUAAUAACAAGAUUGAGUUGGGUCCUCAAUGUACUCUCAAAGAACAAUUUGAAAAAGAUAAGGAUGAUGAGAGUUUGAGAAGGUGGAAGGAGCAGCUCCUUGGUAGUGUGGAUAUUAAUGCUGUUGGAGAAUCCCUGGAUCCAGAAGUGAAGAUCUUGAGCCUUGAAAUUAAGUCCCCUGGUAGAUCUGAUAUUGUUCUCCCUAUCCCUGCGGACGGAAAUCCCAAGAGCCCAUGGUUCGUCCUGAAAGAAGGGAGCAAAUACAGCCUAAAGUUUACAUUCCAGGUCAACAAUAACAUAGUGACAGGUCUUAAAUACACGAACACAGUUUGGAAAACCGGUAUCAAAGUGGACAGCACGAAACAAAUGAUCGGGGCGUUCAGUCCUCAAUUGGAGGCUUAUACACAUGAAAUGCCAGAAGACACCACCCCUUCUGGUAUUUUUGCAAGAGGAUCUUACACUGCUAGGUCAAAGUUCCUUGAUGACGAUAAUAAGUGCUAUUUGGAGAUCAACUAUACAUUUGAAAUCAAGAAAGAUUGGCAGGAAAAAUGAACGACGUCAUGACUUGAAUUGUUGCCCUCCAUACUUAAUCUUGUUUUCGUUCGUCACAAUUAUCUCAGUUUUAUUCUGCUAGUUUUACAGAAGAGAAAAAGGAGGGGAAAAGAGAGGCAGAACUACCUACUACAAUUGAUUACAUCAAAUGAUGAAAGAGGGGUGAACUUGAGUUGGGGUUCUUGUUUUGUUGAGUUAUCAAUUCAGUUUUAUUGAGCUUUUACAUGUGACAGAUUAACAAAAAGCUCUCUUUCUUCCUUUCAUGUGCAUAGGUGUGAUUGUAUUUCUUUUUGAAUGUUCUAAAACUGUGAAGAUAUCUUUUUCAAGAAUCUAGAGAUUUUGUUCGUCUA
Molecule: messenger RNA, 1485 nt
Organism: Nicotiana tabacum (common tobacco)
Lineage: Eukaryota; Viridiplantae; Streptophyta; Magnoliopsida; Solanales; Solanaceae
Source: RefSeq, a predicted model, not a curated record